CUUCCUCCUUCUUCCUCCUCCGAUUGAUUUCCUUUGUUCUUUAUAAUACGUAGAUCAUUUAUAUAUUUACAGAGUUCUAUCGUUUUCUAUAUCAGUUUGCGUCCCCACUCCAUCCUUCCAAUUUAUCAGCGGCGACGGUUAUCGAGACUGCAAUUAAUUAACCCCGCCAUCUAUCCGUGAACAAAUUCACCGCACCUGCGACAAAGCCACUCCACCAUUCUUGCGAGCGGUGAGCCUUCAAACCGGUGGGUUACAUAUAGAUAUGCUUAUGCAGGCUUGAAUCGCCUGACAAUUGCACACUUUUUUACUCACUGUAUAGCCAAUAGUGCAGGCUUACGACGCGCGUCACUUACUCUUCUCUGCGUUGACCAUUUCAGAAAAGAAAAGGGGUUCCCUGGCUGGAUACCUUGUUUCUUUCCUUAAAUGGCAUCCCAAGCACAAGGCCAGCGACCUAAGGUCCAGCCUUGUCGGUACAAGACGGGCAAGACCUUGGGCGCUGGAUCCUACUCCGUCGUGAAGGAAUGCGUACACAUCGACACUGGUCGGUACUAUGCUGCGAAGGUGAUCAAUAAACGGUUGAUGGCGGGGCGUGAGCACAUGGUAUGGGCGCCUUUCGGGGGAAAGGCCAGCAAGGCGCGCGAUCGUUGAGAAUGUGGGUUGACGUGACUGUAGGUGCGGAAUGAGAUCGCUGUGCUCAAGAAAGUGUCGAUGGGUCAUCAGAACAUUUUGACCUUGGUCGAUUACUUUGAAACUAUGAACAACCUAUAUUUGGUUACCGAUCUCGCACUGGGUGGUGAACUAUUCGACCGAAUCUGCCGUAAAGGUAGUUAUUUUGAAUCUGAUGCUGCGGAUCUUAUCCGCGCCAUUCUGUCGGCUGUGGCCUACCUGCAUGACCACGGUAUUGUGCACCGCGACUUGAAGCCGGAAAAUUUACUCUUUCGCACCCCGGAGGACAAUGCGGAUCUUUUGAUUGCCGACUUCGGUUUGUCCAGGAUCAUGGACGAAGAACAGUUCCACGUUCUGACGACGACAUGUGGUACACCAGGAUACAUGGCACCUGAGAUCUUCAAAAAGAGUGGCCACGCCAAACCAGUGGAUAUCUGGGCCAUCGGUGUCAUCACUUACUUCUUACUCUGCGGCUACACCCCUUUUGACCGCGACUCCAACCUGGAAGAGAUGCAGGCCAUCCUUGCAGCCGACUAUUCGUUCACCCCGCUUGAGUACUGGCGCGGUGUCUCGCAGCACGCCCGAGAUUUCAUCAAACGGUGCCUGACCGUUGACCCCGAUGCGCGCAUGACCGCCCAUGAAGCUCUCCAACACAUUUGGGUCAACCCGCCCUACGACCCAUCCGCCGACCAGUCCGGUCAAGACCUGCUCCCGACCGUCAAGAAGAACUUCAACGCGCGUCGGACCCUCCACAAAGCGAUCGACACGGUCCGUGCGAUUAACAAGCUCCGCGAAGGCGGUGGCCUGAUGAUGGACGGGGUGAUGAGCGUGGACCCAAAGCCGGAACGGGUCAACGGAAGCGAAAUUGUGGAGGAGCAUUCGCAUCACGACAGCGGCAUGGACAUCGACAGCCGCGGUGAUGCCCGCGGCCAAACAGAGGAACAGAUCCGCGCACAAGAACGGAGAGUGAAAGAGAUGGUAGCUGGAUUGUGGAGUCGAACAGCGAAGAAAUGAUGAAAAAGAAACGAAUUCGAUGAUAGAGAUACCAACAUAUCUAACCCCCUUUCUACUGUCUAUUUUUUACCGCAUCUUUACUCUCUUUGUCUGCUUCUUUGUAUGUCUUUUAGGGGCUUUGUCUCCAGUUUGGCGGACUUUGCUUCCGUCUUUCUGUUUUUGAUUGGAAAGUAUCCAUACAUUUGCAUACGUCCAUAUCUUGGACUCGGAUGAUUAAUAUGUCAAUAUACGUGAUUAAGUUAGUAUAUAAAGCAUUUUCGGUAUGUAUACCAAUGUAAAUUGUUGGACGUUCUUUUGAGGGACAUCCUGACAAGCACAUAGAAUUACAGAUCACCCGAUGCUUGAAAUAAAUAGUGAGAAAGAUGAGGGAACGGGUGACGGUGUACUCCCAAGAGCUGCAAG
This is a messenger RNA of Aspergillus alliaceus, 2082 nucleotides long. Its product is annotated as serine/threonine-protein kinase. The transcript is spliced from 3 exons. Lineage: Eukaryota; Fungi; Ascomycota; Eurotiomycetes; Eurotiales; Aspergillaceae. Gene Ontology annotation, molecular function: calmodulin binding; ATP binding; calcium/calmodulin-dependent protein kinase activity. Bases 709 to 1680 code for a protein of 323 amino acids. The record is from RefSeq and is a predicted model, not a curated record. Gene Ontology annotation, biological process: protein phosphorylation; cellular response to oxidative stress.